Messenger RNA from Silurus meridionalis, 4101 nucleotides. RefSeq lists its product as uncharacterized. NCBI's taxonomy places the organism in Eukaryota, Metazoa, Chordata, Actinopteri, Siluriformes, Siluridae. Bases 57 to 1193 code for a protein of 378 amino acids. The transcript is spliced from 9 exons. The record is from RefSeq and is a predicted model, not a curated record. Gene Ontology annotation, molecular function: protein binding.
UGCUCAGUCGGAGAGGAUCUCUUUUUCAUGAAGCUGCGGAAUCACCCCUGCUCAUCAUGAAGACAUGGCCAUGGCUGCUGCUUUCUGUCUUGAUCCAUAUGGUACCUCCAGCAUGUUCAGCCCCUUCUCCAUCAACCAGCAGACCAGGAGGGGUCUUGAAAUGUCCUGAUGGACAUUACAUGUUUCCGAGGAACGGGAUACUCACGUGUUCUCAAUGCAUGCCAUCUUGCACUGUGAACAAAAACCUAAUCGAAGUAGCUGCCUGUACAAAAACAAGUAACCGUCAGUGCCUGUGUGAGAAGGGUUACUUCUGCCCCAGUAAAGUGAGUAAGACCUGCAGGAAGGACUGCCUUCCAUGCACCAAUGGCUUCACCAGCGCCAAUCUGAACAUCUCCUGCCAGAAGUUCAAAGAAUGUGCUAUGGGGGAGCAGGUGAUUGCAAACGGCUCUUCCACUGCAGACCGUGUGUGCGGAAUCCCUUUCAAUGAAAACCUCACGACUACACCGCAGGACAGAACGGACACCACUAGAACUCAGAGGCUCGUGUCGUCUAACCCCAAAUUCCAUACCAGCCAUUUAGUCAGUGGUCAGGACAGCGAUCAAAACAUGGUGACAUCUUCACCCUUUAGAACCGAAGCUUCUCCAGGGGGCCCUGCUUUACCAUUUGAGGCCAAUUCAAAGACCACUUGGAUCUAUUUUCUUCUGCUGCUCAUAGCCCUGUGUCUGGUCUUAUGCCUGUCCUUGAAGUGCAAGAGCAGCGCUAUCAAGUGCAGGCUGGAGCAGGCAGGUCUGGUGUUCAGAAGAUACCAGCCCGUGUUCCCUGGAGUCAGCUCUGACCCAGACGCUCCGGUACCCGUGAGUGACGUCACAGACCUCAGAGAUCAAAGUCAGGGUCAGGGGUCAUUCCCAGGGAAAAAUCAGAAGGUCACCAUGGAGCACGUGGGGAAAUCGGACGGCAUCAACAACACUGUCGGUUCUAUUUUCAUCUACUCCCCCGGGAUGGUGAUCCUCGGCUCGAACUCGAACGAGAAGAAAGAGGAGGUGUUUUCGGGCGGCGAGGAGGAGGAGGAGGACGUACGUCUCAUGAGCGUGCCUCAGCAGGAAUCAAGCUCUGAAGAAGUCCUUAUCAGGUUGGCCACGCAGGAGGAGCUCGACAAGGAGCUGAGCAUCCCGGUCCCGGCUACGAGCAAAUGAAAACCCUGCAGGACGCCUGAAAAGGAGUAUACAUAUCAGCACCAGGGGCCUCACCGGGUCACGUGUUCAGACCCGGGUCCUGUUACAGCACAGAGAUGAAUCAGGCUGAGUUUGUUUGUUUAGCACUGGGACUUCUUUCAGGGUUUUUUUUUUUACUCAGUGUGGGAGGCAGUGUGAAGUGAGUGAUGGUGUAAGAAAAACUCCCAGGUUGCUAUAGUGAUAAAAUGUACUGUAAAUAGGAAUAUAUAUAUAUAUUAGAUUAUAUAUAUGUUAUAGAGAUAGUAAGAGAUAUUUGUUGGUCGUUUGUGCUUGAGUGCAGCUUGACCUGUGAGUUGGAUGGACAGAAAAAGCAGACAAAUAGACAAAAAGACAGACAGACAGACAGACAGACAGACAGACAGACAGACAGACAGACAGGCCACGCUGUACUGAAGAAGUGUGGGUGCACGCAGAGUUAAAAAUACCUCAAUGUGGGAUAAAAAGACUGCUGAAUGUCAGAGACUUUCGCUCGAACCCUCGUGUCUCUGCCACUUAUUACUGUUUACUGCUGUGCAGUCGACUUAUAAUCUUCUUUUUCUUCUUCUUUUGUUUUUCUUUUCAAACAUUCCUACUUUUCAUUAUAACUAUUAAUAUUCCAAAAGCAUCUUCCAUGUUGCCCAGGCUCAUGAGCACUGCAUUAGCUUUGUGACAGCAUCUGGAAUUCACCCUCGAAUUCCAGAAUAAAACACAUCGUGGGAUAUCCAAGGACUGAAACAAAAUACGACCUGGAGUGGGUUUUUUUUAUUUGCAAAAUUUUGAAACUUAUUAUAAAUGUUUUUUAAAAAAAAAAGGUCACGCCUUUAGUUACGCUUAAAACACCUCUGGAACGUCCGUUCCGUCACCAAAUCAGACCCUGGAACACGUACCCUUUUCUGUCCUGUUCUGUUACAGCUUCACUGUUACAAUGCGCUGACACUGGAGACUCCUUCCUUCCUUCUAAAUCAUCUAUUAAUAACACUUUAUAUUUAAAUUGGAGGUGGUUAAUGUGUUAGACUUCUGAUCAGAAGGGUGUGAGUUAAAAUCCCAGCACCACCACCAUGCUUCCCAUGCUGAGGCUCUUGAGCAAGGAACACGCCUGAACCCCCUCAACUGUUCAGGUGUAUAAAUGAUAUUAUUGUUAUUGUUGCUAUGGAGACGAGCAUCUAAGAAAUGGCAGAAAUGUAAAUUUACAGAUGUUGUUGUUGUUGUUGUUGUUGUUGCAUGUGAAGGGGAAACCUGUUACAGUUCCUGGAAAGUCAGAAGUCCACAUAAAUAUUUCAGCUUGUAAAGGGUUUUUUCCUGAGUCACCACACACACACACACACACACACACAUACUUACAGGCUGGUGUUUGUUUGGAAGACACUUUCCUUUUGUGAGUUGAGGAGUGUUAUCUCAUGUCAGUUAUGUACAUGAACAAAUACACGAGCACUUUGUAUACACACACACACACACACACACACACACACACACACACGUCCAGUGAGGAAACGAUCAUUUGGACGACGAUCAUUGCUGCAGAGCCUGUGUGCUAAACUAACUAGCUAAUUUUAGCUAGUGUUAAGAAUGAAUUAUAGUUUGUUUAUAGUAAACAAAUUCUUUUUAAGGCCUUAGUAACAGAGGUGCACAAACUGGGGGCUGCAGAACAAAGCUUUGGUUUUCAUUUCUACUUUAACACCCUGUAUAUGUUAUGUUUUAUAUACAAAUAUAUAUAGUUUUUUUUUUUUUUAGCUGUGUAAAAUACACAAAAAAUAUGAGGGCCGUUCCAGUCAAACCGGGACUUGAAUUUCAAGGAGUGGAAACUGCAUUUUUUUAGACAUUUUUUAUACAAGAUUCAGCAAAGAAGGAUUCGUGAAUGCACCUUCGAUCAUGCUAGGACAUGCUGCUUCUUCACCAGUUCUGAAAGGCUGACCUCUGAGGAACUCUUUCAAGGGUCCAAAUAGUUCUUUAACACAGCGCAGCAAAUUUGUUACAUGAUUUUAUUCAGCGUUUCCACGGAAAGAUUCUUCUCUUGUGCAAUUCCACGAGCGGUUGGUUAUGCUUCGAUUGUCCAGGAUCAAACGUUCCACUCGUCGAAUGUUCACUGCUGUGGGCUGUGGGCGACCACUGAUGACUAUCUCUGAAACAUUUGAUACCAUUCUAAUGUUUUUCUCCGGCUGAGCGUCUCAUCACCGUCCUGUUCUCUAAGUCUUCUUUAGAUAUCCGUGGGUUUUACGCCCUUUAUCACAACAAACUUCAGCACCAUGCGCUGUCCCAUGUACACGCUAACACUUGUCUUCCAUCUUGAUCAAUGGUCUCUAACGUUCGGUUUGACUUCAACACCCCAAAGUUCGAUUGUUUUUUAUUGUAUUUCAUCUGCAUGCUUUGUGACACUCUUUAUUUAUGGAGAGGCAGCGGUGCACAGACAAGAGGAAGUUUCCAGCUGUUUUGAAACAGCGGCAAAAACAUUUUAUGCAACACAGAGGGCUGAAACUAAAUCAAGUGAUUUGUUUGGCUUGCGAAAGGAAAAUAUUCGCUCUGCCUUAUAGCUAUCGUUUAAUAAAUCGCUGAGAAGACGACGAUGUAAACUGAGACCGCGCUCCUACUAUAACAAAUACGCUAGCUAGCUGACUAGCAGUGAGACGGAUAAUAGGAUAUCUCGUUAAUGAUGAUGGUUGUAACAGUAUCUUUACCUGGUUUAAUUGUGAACAAUCACGUUUCAUUACACCAAAAUGUCCCUGAUGGUUGUAAUGUAUGUGUUGUGAUGUAUGUUCUUUAUUUGAAUCAUCGCCUUGAGGUUUGUGAUUCCCGUCCGGAGAUCUCAACCUGCUGCUUGUUAUCAUUACAGUGUAUUUUUUUUUUCCACAUGCUGUGUCUUUUCACUCAAAUAAAGCCAAAGUGUAAAACUCCA